Lynx canadensis (Canada lynx) is the source of this 2268-nucleotide messenger RNA. RefSeq names its product A disintegrin and metallopeptidase domain 3-like. Gene Ontology annotation, cellular component: plasma membrane. Bases 34 to 2268 code for a protein of 744 amino acids. The transcript is spliced from 20 exons. Gene Ontology annotation, molecular function: metalloendopeptidase activity. Gene Ontology annotation, biological process: cell adhesion; binding of sperm to zona pellucida; proteolysis. The record is from RefSeq and is a predicted model, not a curated record. NCBI's taxonomy places the organism in Eukaryota, Metazoa, Chordata, Mammalia, Carnivora, Felidae.
GCCAUCACCGUGGCAAGGCCGGCAGGACGCGCAAUGCUGCCUGUCCUGCUGAUCCUCUCAGGCCUGGGCCGGCUGACCUCCGCCGGCCAUCGUGAGUAUCCUGAAACAUCACUUCUACAAAUUACAGUGCCACGGAAGAUAGAGACAAACACCGAUGGUGAAGUUUCAGAAACUCAUGUCACUUAUGCCAUCAAAAUUGACCAGAAAGUAUACACUCUCCAUCUUGAAAAACAGUCAUUUUUAGACCCUCAUUUCCUUGUGUAUGCAUACAACAAAUCAGGAACAUUGUAUCCAGAUUCUUCAUUUAUAAAGGGCCAUUGCCUUUAUCAAGGAUAUGCCGCAGAGAUUCCAAAAUCAGUUGUGACACUUAGCACUUGUUCUGGACUCAGGGGAUUAUUGCAGUUGGAGAACGUCAGUUAUGGCAUUGAACCAUUGGAAUCUGCAGCUGCAUAUGAGCAUAUGCUUUAUCAAAUAAAGAAUAAUAAAACUGAGUUUUUGCCCUUACAAGAAAAUUAUCCCACGACCCAAGUGGUAGAUCAGUCCUACCGGAUACUUGUGAAAUCAGAAAAAAAAUCAGAUGUUGAGCUAUUGAAAAGAAUUCUGAAAAUUCAAAUCAUUAUGGAUAAAGCCUUGUUUGAUUUAAUGGGCUCUGAAGUAGCAGCUGCAACUGAGAAAGUUGUCCAUAUCGUUGGUGUAAUCAACACUAUAUUUUCCCAGCUUAAAGUGACAGUUAUGCUAACUUCUUUGGAGCUCUGGUCUGAUCAAAAUAAGAUUUCACUUAGUGGGGAUGCUAAUGAAGUACUACAAAGAUUUGUGUCAUGGAAAGAACAAUUUUUGUUUCAGAGGUCCCAUGAUAUGGCAUACUUAUUAAUUUAUAGGAACCAUCUUAAUUAUGUGGGAGCAACAUAUCAUGGAAUGGCAUGUAAUCCAAAGUUUGCUGCGGGAAUUGCUCUGUAUCCACAGAUGAUAACUUUAGAUGCAUUUUCAGUUGUUAUGGCACAGUUGCUUGGAAUUAAUCUGGGAUUAACAUACGAUGAGAUCUACAAUUGUUACUGCCCAGGAACUACAUGCAUAAUGAAUCCUGAAGCAAUACAUUCCCAUGGUGUAAAGUAUUUUAGCAGUUGCAGCAUGGAUGAAUUUAAGCACAAGGUUUCACAGCCUGAAUUUGAAUGUCUUCAGAAUAAAACAGUUUCAGAAGUGGUUCGCCAAGGAAGAAUGGCAAUUUGUGGUAAUAAAAUUGUGGAACCACCAGAACAGUGUGAUUGUGGUCUUCCAGAGGAAUGCGCUCACAAAAAAUGCUGUAAUCCUGUAAGUUGUACUCUAAUUGGAAAUGCAGAGUGUGGCAGUGGACCAUGCUGUGAUAGAAGAACUUGUCUGAUAGCUGAAAGAGGACGUUUAUGUAGGAAAAUGACAGAUCCAUGUGAUUUUCCAGAAUUUUGCAAUGGAACAUCUGAGGCUUGUGUACCUGAUGUGAAAUCUGCUGAUUUAGAACCAUGUAAUAAUAAUACUGCCUAUUGCUAUGAGGGAAUAUGCCGAGAUCCAGAUGUACAGUGUGAAGCAUUAUUUGGAAAAUUUGCUAAAGUUUCUACUUAUCUAUGUGCACAAGAAGUGAAUUUUCAAGCAGAUGAAUUUGGAAACUGUGCCAAACAUGGUUGCAAUUUUCGGCAUAUCCUUUGUGGAAAGAUAGUUUGUCACUGGACACAUUCACAGAUAGUACCAGUAAAAACUUUUAAUGUUCAAUAUACUUACCUUGGAGGCCAUAUAUGUUUGUCAGCAUAUUUGAGAAAUGAAACACAAUCUUCGGAGUAUGAUUUUACUCAAGUGCAUAAUGGCACGAUAUGUGGUCAAAAUAAGUAUUGUUAUAAAGGAUUCUGUAGAGAAAGAAGUGAGAACCCAGUAAAAACAAAUUGUGACUCAGUAAAAAAUUGCAGUGGACAUGGGGUUUGCAAUAAUAGGUUUAAUUGUCACUGUGAUGUUGGAUAUUCUCCUCCAAAUUGUUAUCUAAAACCAUCAUCACCAGGAGGAAGUUAUAAUGAUGGGUAUUGGUUUCCAGAGGAGAAAGGUCAAAACAUACCUGCAAAACGACAUGCUGCUCCUGAAAAAAAUGGCCUCUUAAUCAGUUUCUACAUUUUUCUACCUUUCCUUAUUUUAAUUGCCAUUAUUGCUCUUAAAUGGAAUAAAAUAAGAUUUUGGAACAGAGUGGAAACAGUAAGUGGAGAAUCUAUAUCAGAAGACAACAAUAGUAACAGCAAACAGUCAUCAAGUUAA